This is a messenger RNA of Paramecium primaurelia, 996 nucleotides long. The record is from the annotation of a GenBank genome assembly. Lineage: Eukaryota; Ciliophora; Oligohymenophorea; Peniculida; Parameciidae.
AUGUUCUAACCAUAAUUCUCAUAUGAACUUUAAUCAAAACCUUUCUAUGAAUUAUCACUCUGUUUUGCAAUUGCAAUCAACCAUAAUAAUAACUAAUUAAUUGCUGGCGAUUAUACUUAAAUUAAAUUAUUUCAAUUCAAAGAUGGUGUAUUGAGAUUAUUGAAAAUUCUUAAUAAUUCUGGUGAUAUGACUACUCUUAAUUAUUUUAAGACAAAACCAAAUUUUAUAUCUGGUUCAUAUGAUGCCUUACUGAAACUUUGGCCAUAAACCAAUAUUUCAUCUUCAAAAUAUUUAGUAAAAUUACCUAAGUGUUCUGAUAGUAUUAAUUGUCUAGUCAUUCACCCUAGUGAAGAUCUAAUAAUUUGUGGUUCAAAUUCUAUUGAAUUUUGGUCUUCUUCUUCUGAAAUUACAUAGCACUAAUAAUGGGUUUAAUAUUAAACUAUAAGCCAUGAAAAUUCAAUUUAUCUUGGAUUAUCAUUGAAUUAAAAUGGAGAUGAAUUAAUUUCAUGUGGAAAUAAUAAUGUAAUCUUGGUUAUGAAGGGUUCAAAUACAUAAAAAUGGAUUAUUAUUAAAACAAUUAAUGUAGAAAAUAAUGGUGCUAGAUUGGCGUACAUUUCAGAUCAAAUAUUCGCAUUUUAACCAUAUAAAUCAAAUUACCUUCAAAUCUACACUUCCAAUAAGCUAUCAGGAGACUAUAUUAAAUCCUAAGAUAUUUCAGUCAAAGGAGGUAACGAAUCCUGUUAUGAAUAUUUUUCUGCUAUUUAUGUUCCCUAAAAGUAAAUUAUCCUAUUCAAAAAUGGUCAAACUAUAAAUAUUAUUCAUAUAAGUAGUACUAAAUUAGAGUAAUAAUAAGAUAUGCAAUUUAAUUUAUUGCAAAGCAUACAAUUUAGAACAUAAAGUAUAUUUGGAACAAUGAGUGAUAAUGGUGAAUAUCUAAUUACUUGGGAUUAUCAUACUGGUUAAAUUUAAUUAAGAAAAUACAUGAAAAAAUAAUGA